Molecule: messenger RNA, 951 nt
Organism: Cavenderia fasciculata
Lineage: Eukaryota; Evosea; Eumycetozoa; Acytosteliales; Cavenderiaceae
Exons: 1
Coding region: 1-951 (316 amino acids)
Source: RefSeq, a predicted model, not a curated record
AUGGAUCAAUCUUCUACUUCUACUACUUUGUCAUCUCCCCCUUACAGUGAAUCUUCUUCUUCUUCUGCUUCUACCUCUGCUACUGUCAACAAGAACCACCACCAUCAAUUAAAUGCUAAAGCACCAGAGUUUAGACCAAAAGGAAUCCAACAAUUUCUUGUUGUCAACGACAAAAACUAUGGUAAUCAAGUAGUCCCUGUGUAUGAUUCUGAGGGAAGUCAAUCCAAUGACAGUACCAUCUCUACUCCAUCGACAACACCACCACUUUUACCGUCUCCCUCUAUCCGUUCACCCGAGGGUUCUAGCAGCAGCAGCAGCAGUAUUUCGUCAUCAAAUAGUACAGUAACUACGUCUACUCUUGUCGAUAAUUCACGUUCAUAUGCAACUUCAUUAACUUCAACCACCACAACCAUGACUACAAUCAGUUUACAACAACCAUCAUCUUUGUCAACACCAACACCAAUAAAAAACCAUCAUUUUAAUUCACCAAAUUAUAACAAUCAACAUCAACAUCAACAUCAACAACACCACCACCAUCAACAACAACAACAACAAUACUCUGCACUACCUCCACCACCAACACCAUCAAUUCCACCUCCAUCCCAUAUUCAAUACCAUUGUAUGUAUCAACCGGUCAACAAUUGUUUUCCACCAAUUGUCCAAGAAAUGUUGGUAGUCGUACAAACCAACAUCAAUAAUGGGUUACCUGGUACUAAGAAAAUCGUCAAAAGUUUGAAAAAGGAUCCAGAUACCAAACAUGCCAGACGCAUCACCAUGGAAGAAGCAAGCUCUCUUGUUUCAGAUCCACUCUACUGUGGUGCCAAAAGAGUAUUACUUAUCCCAAAUCGCAAAGGUAUUGCAAAUAUCACUCUUCCAAUCGGUAGAGUUUAUCCAUCAUUUGAAAUUCUCCUUAAAGCCUAUGCUAUUGAAUUAACUAAAGAUCAACCAUAA